CCUCGCGCCUCUGCCAUGUUGCUCCAGUCCGACGCUCAGGACCCUGUCCCACCCUGGCAGCCCUACACGGGAAUGAUGUCGAGAAAGAACCCAGUGUUGAUUUUGGGACGGCAGGGUGAGAUCCAGGAACAGCCCAUGGACCAGGGAUGCAGUAACAAGUUGGUUCUGAGGCCUGUGUAUCCGCGCAUUGUCAUCUACAACCGCGUUCCAAAAUGUGCGUCGGCGACCAUGUUGCGCAUCUGCAGAAGCUUAUCACAAAAGAAUGAAUUUACCUUCAAUAACAUGAAGGAAACGGGUAAAAACCACAAAGAAAGGGCACAGCAGAGGAAACUUGCUAACUGGAUCUUCAACCGGUCUUUUCAUGGACGACACUUCUUCUUCAAGCACAUCCCAUAUCUAAACUUUUCAAGGUUAGGUUACUGGGAGCCUAGUUGGAUCAACAUAGUACGCCAUCCGGUUAAAAGACUGAUCAGCCAUUACUAUUUCAAGAAGCCUUUGCAAACCUUGGAUGUGUGCAUCGACACCGGAGUCUGCAAGUUCCAACAGGGGAAAGAGAAAAUAAUUUCACAGAUCUCUUACUUCUGUGGGUUUAGCACUCAGUGUAGGUCGAACCUGACUUCGCAAACGUUCCAAGUGGCCAAGCAAGUGGUUGAGAGGGCCUUCGUGGUUGUGGGACUCCAAGAGGACCUUCAGAGCACGCUUCUGGUCUUGGAACACCUGAUUCCCAAUUUCUUCUCUGGUGCUUCGAAUCUGAAUUACGAGAAUUGGAACAUCCAAACCUCGAAGCCACCGACAUCGAACCGAACAUUAGCCGCCCUCGAACGCAGACUUAAAGUAGACAUUGAAUUCUACCAUUAUCUUCAACAACGAUUCUACAAGCAGCUAGAGGAAGUCAAGGGACAUUACAGAGGUCUUAAGAUGUAAAUAGUAAUUGCUGCUUCCACGUGUUGGCAUGGUUUUGUAUGCCCAUUCGUAAUAGCAAAUAAAUAAAUGUUCAGAGGUGGAAACGAAUGACCAUAAACACACAA
Penaeus vannamei (Pacific white shrimp) is the source of this 1028-nucleotide messenger RNA. Its product is annotated as heparan sulfate 2-O-sulfotransferase hst-2. Gene Ontology annotation, cellular component: membrane. Gene Ontology annotation, molecular function: sulfotransferase activity. The record is from RefSeq and is a predicted model, not a curated record. Lineage: Eukaryota; Metazoa; Arthropoda; Malacostraca; Decapoda; Penaeidae.